Molecule: messenger RNA, 4268 nt
Organism: Crotalus tigris (Tiger rattlesnake)
Lineage: Eukaryota; Metazoa; Chordata; Lepidosauria; Squamata; Viperidae
Gene: KIFC2
Product: kinesin family member C2
Exons: 19
Coding region: 416-3229 (937 amino acids)
Biological process (GO): microtubule-based movement
Molecular function (GO): microtubule binding; ATP binding; microtubule motor activity
Source: RefSeq, a predicted model, not a curated record
ACACCCCAGACAGACACAAACACAGAGAGACACGCACACACCAGACAGACAGACACGCAGACACACCCGCAGUCACCCCCGGGCGCGCGCACGGACACACCAACCCAGACGGCCACGCAUACAGCCACGCGCGCACACGGACACGCAGACACGCGGAGGGACGGAGGCGCGCACCAGCAGACACGAGCGCAGAGACCCCACUCCGGGACCCGGGUCGCUCCUCGCCUGGAACGUCUGAAGCGGGGGCGGCGGCGGCGCGUGUCGCGUCCUCCCGCCCUCCACCUGCCCGUCCUGGGCGGGGGAAGCGCGGCCAGGAGCGCCUCCUCCGCCUCGCGGGCAUCCCCCGGCCGCCGCUGGGAGGGCUCCGGCCGGCCGGGCUGCUGCGCCACGGCCCGGCCCGCUCCGCCCGGCGCCCAUGUACGCCUUCUACUCGCUGCUGGUGCUGCUCUUCUACGCGCUCUUCAAGAGGGGCGAUGCGGGGGCGGCGGGGGCGGCCCGGGGGCGGCGGCGGCUGCGGAGGGUCCCCGAGGCGCUACCCCUCGCCCGCCCGGCCCGGGACCACAGAACUUUCUCAGAGGAGCUGUCAGAGGAGACCCCCUCACCCCAUCACCGAUGGUUGCAGCUGAUCGAUGUGGACAGCAGCUCCGAGAGCGACCGAGGCAGCCCCUCCGAUGAGGGGGAGGAGGAUGACCUGUCCCUGGAUGAAGCCCCCACCCCACUGACGGAGUUCCUGGCCCUCAAGCGCGAGGCAGCUGCUGCCGAGAGGCAGAUGCUGUGUGGAAAGCCCCCGGAGUCCCCACUGGUGCAAAUGAUGCUGCAACUGUUCUCCUUCCUGGAGCGCUACACCCAGUUGCAGCAGCUGCAGGAGAAGGCUGGCGAGUAUCGUUCGCGCCUGCACUGGGAGGAGAGCCGUUGGCGCCGGCAGAAGCGGGCUUUGAAGAGAGCCUGCCAGCAGCGGGUGACGGACAAGCUCGGCGUGAUCCAGAGCCUGGAAGCCAUCAUCCUGGAGCAGCAGGGCCUCCUGGAGAAGAUGCAAGCAGGCUCGAAGCUGCCGUCCAGUGGCCUGCUCUGCCCCGUGGCCCCCGGGGGCCUGCACCAACUGGUGGAGUCCCUCAGCGCCCUCCAGGGGGAGAGGAGCCGUCUGGCCGAGGAGGUGGUGGGUCUCCAGCAGCGGGUCGAAGAGCGAGAGAGGGAGAAGCAGCAGCUGGCCAGGAGCUUCCACCACCAGAUCCGAGGCCUGAAGCAACAGAUCCAAGUACAGGAGAAGGAACGGGAGCAGAUCCGUCUGGGCAUGGGUGUGACGGACUCGGAGAAGCGGAUCCACAACCUGACGGUGGAAAACGAAGGCCUGAAGCAGAGUCUGCAGUUCUCCCAGGGGCUCCUUCAGCAGGCGGCUGCCCUCUCUGCCCAGCCCUCCACUGGGAUGGCCAUGGAGAACGAGGCUCUCCGCAGCCAGGUCCUGCAGCUGGAGGCCAGCCUGCAGCAGAAGGUGGAGGAGCUGAUGUGCCUGGAGGAACGCCUGGACCGGCUGCAGUGCCUACGAGAGGGAGAGGUGCACCAGCUGGACAAGCAGCUGUGCGGGCUGCAGCUCCCCGGGGAGGGUCUAAAGAGCCCCCCUCCUGCGGUCCAGCGCCCAGCCAAGGGACUGCCGGCGGACCCCUCGCAGGAGCUGCAGGCGUUGGCCCAGGCGGAGGAGCAGAACCGGCUUCUGAUGCAGCAGCUGUCCUCCCAGGCCCAGCGGUGCCAACAGCUGGCAGAGCAGCUGCAGAGUUCGGAGGGGGCAGCGACUGCCCUCCGGCACAAGAUCUCUGCCUAUGAGAAAGAGGUCACGGGGCUGCGCCAGGAGCUGCUGCAGGAGAUCCAUCGGCUGGAGGAGCAGAAGGAGGUGGCGGUGCAGGAGGCUUGCCGGGGAUCCGAGGAGCGUGCCCAGCCCCUGUGCCAGCAGCUGGCAGGAAUGAAGCAGCAUCUGCACACCCUCCGCCCCUUCCUCCAGGGGCUGCGGUUGGAUUUCCGGAGCUUUCGGGGAGAAGUGGGGAGUUUUGCCCACGGUUACAAAGCUGCCAUUGAGGAAGUCAAAUUGCAGAUGUUCUCGGUGAUCAGGGAAGUGGCGCAGAGUAGCCACUGUCUGCAAGAGCGCUACCAGCGGGAGGUGCAGCUUCGCAAGAAAUACCACGACCAGCUGCUGGAGCUGAAAGGUAACAUCCGGGUCCUGUGUCGCCUGAAGCCGCUGACGGAGGAGGAGCAGCAGGAGGGGAGCCAGGGGGGCCCCGGAGUGGAGGCCAGCCCGGCCGAGGAUGGCUGUGUGACCGCCUGCUACAAGGGAAAGGAGCACCGCUUCAGACUGGACAAGGUUUUCCUGCCCUGCGCCACUCAGGAGGAGGUCUUCCUGGAGAUUGAGCCGGUGGUCCUGUCUUGCCUGCAAGGCUACAACGUUUGCAUCUUUGCCUACGGGCAGACGGGCUCCGGCAAGACUUACACCAUGGAGGGGCACCCGGAGAAUCCGGGGAUCACCCAGCGGGCCCUGCAAGCUCUCUACCAGGAGAUGGAGGCCAAGCAGGCGGAGGCGUGGAAGUUCUCAGCCCAGCUGACCCUGGUGGAGAUCUACAAUGAAGUGAUCAGAGACCUACUGACCAAGGAACCUCAGGAGAAGUUAGACAUCAAGUUGCAGCCGGAUGGGAGUGGUCAGCUACACGUCCCUGGCCUCACCAGCGUGGAAGUCCAGAACCUCUCCGAGAUUCAGAAAAUUCUCCAGCUGGGAAAACGGAACCGCACCACCUUCUCCACCCACAUGAACGCGCACAGCUCCCGCUCGCACGCUCUGCUCACGCUCACGCUCACCGGCACGGAGCUGAGCAGCGGCACCAAGGUGACAGGGAAGCUUAACCUGGUGGACCUGGCCGGCUCAGAACGGGUGUGGAAGUCCGGGGCGCAGGGGGAGCGGCUGAAGGAAGCCCAGAGCAUCAACCGGUCCCUGCUGGCCCUCGGCGAGGUCAUCCAGGCCCUGCGGACCAAACAGGCCCACGUGCCCUUCCGCAACUCCAAGCUCACCUACCUGUUGCAGGACUCUCUGGGCAAAGGCAGCAAGACGGUCAUGAUGGUGCAGAUUUGCCCCCUGGAGAAGAACGUGGGCGAAUCCAUCUGCUCCCUCAAGUUUGCCCAGCGGGUCUGCAAAGUGGAACUGGGGCCGGCCUCCCGUCGCAUCAAGGCCCCGGACCAGCGUGAGGUCUGAAACCCCGGGACCUCUGGCAGGCCUCCCUUAGGGAAGGAGCUCAAGGACUGGGCAGGUGCCUUGACCAACGGAUCCUGCCAAGCAGGCUGGGGAAUGGUAUAUUAGUCCGAAAUGGUCUAGGGUUUCCUGCCUGAGCAGGGGGUAGGACUAGAUGGCCUCCAAGGUCCCAUCCAACUUUAUUAUUGUUGUCGUUAUCAAAAGCAUCUUUGAGACUCCUGGUGGGGCCCCUCUUCACAUCUGCCCCUUUUCUGCCCUGGUUCUUGUAUUCAUGGGGCCCACCCCCUCCCCUCCCCGGAGAAAGCUUCCCCCCCCUGCAUGUGGCCAGUUUGCCCCCCUCUUUCCCAAGAGCCUCCCUCCUCAUUUGCGAAGCAUCCCCUCCCCCAGCAGACUUCCCACGUUGCAAAAGGAGUCGGGGGGGGGAUACAUUUUCCUAGCCCGAUUCAUGGGACAAAGAAGUGGCAUUGCCCCCCCUGCGGACAGGGCUCGGAGCUGGUCCCCACGGCCUUCCCCAAAGGAGUUGCCCACCUCCUCGCAUCUCCCUUGUCCGUAAGUGUUAAAGGGCAGAUAUCGGGGUGCGACCCCCCACCCCACCCCCAUGGCAUGAAGGAGGAUGGCUGGCACAAGCCUACAUCCUCUUAAGACCCAGGAGUGCGUAACACUUUGCAACUCCACUUGGCUUUUUCGCUGUGCAGGACAGCCUUCCCCCCCCCCACAAUUUGGGGAGACCACCCACCCACCAUUAUUUUUUUUAGCAGAGGAAACUGGCACUGCUGCCAGAACUUUCCACCCAGAUGGCAGGAACUGCCUGCUCAACACAUCCGUUCCCCCAGAUUUGCCUGUGAGAUAUAUUGCGUUGUUUUACGCAUAGAAAUCAGAGCUGGAAGGGACCUUGGAGGUCUUCUAGUCCAACCCCACCGCACACCUGGGGCAGGAGACUUUAUGCUUUUCCCUUUCCUUUCCUGGCCCAGUUCCUGCCACAUGAGUGAAGCCUCAGAACGAUAAAGGACAAUAAAUGACAAUAAAUGGGCAUUGCCAGCUC